Rhizophagus irregularis DAOM 181602=DAOM 197198 is the source of this 525-nucleotide messenger RNA. RefSeq lists its product as uncharacterized. The record is from RefSeq and is a predicted model, not a curated record. Lineage: Eukaryota; Fungi; Glomeromycota; Glomeromycetes; Glomerales; Glomeraceae.
AUGGCCGAUCAAAGAGUAUAUUCUAGUCAAGAAUAUGAUAAUGAUAUUGAAAAAUAUAUGAAAGAAGUUAAAGAUCAUCCAAAACGCUUCACUCUAGUUAGUAAACAAAUGGGUAACCGAAUUAGUUCAAAAAAAAUUCGUCAACGUUGGAUAAAUAAGCUCAAUCCAAGUCUUUGUCACGAUCCUCUUGAUGAAGAAGAAAAAUCAUUCAUCAACAAAUGGGUUGAAAAUUACAAAAGUCAGAAUCCAUCUGCUGACAAAAUCCCUUGGAGUAAAUUAAUUCUAGUUAUGAAAGAAGAGUUCGGCAAAUUACGCUCCGAAAACAAAGUAAAGAAUUAUUGGCACCCUCAACAAAGGCAAAGAGAAAGAAAUACAAGUCAAGGUCCUUUCGGAAUUAAUCACGAUACUCAAUCUAACAAUAGUCAAGAUCUUUUCGGAAUUAUUCACGAUAGAUCUAACAAUGAUCAAGGAUCUUCCGAAAUUAAAAAAGAUCCUAGAAUGGAAAUUUCGCAUUUGAUAAAUUAA